This is a messenger RNA of Capronia coronata CBS 617.96, 2625 nucleotides long. RefSeq lists its product as uncharacterized. Gene Ontology annotation, biological process: retrograde transport, endosome to Golgi. The record is from RefSeq and is a predicted model, not a curated record. NCBI's taxonomy places the organism in Eukaryota, Fungi, Ascomycota, Eurotiomycetes, Chaetothyriales, Herpotrichiellaceae. Gene Ontology annotation, cellular component: GARP complex. Bases 1 to 2625 code for a protein of 874 amino acids. The transcript has 2 exons.
AUGCCUCCCAAUGGCAUACAUCAAGAAACCAAUCUGCUCGACUCAGACAAUUAUGACCCGAUAGAACACCUCGAUCAGAUAUUCUCUCACCCUUCCACCUUGUCGUCAGUCGGCCAGACCUACGAGAUCCUGCAGGGCUACCAAGAUGACUUGGACGAUGAGAUAGAAGGUUUAGAAGAUGACCAGAUUCGGUCAAACGCAGAAUGCUUGGGACGGAUGGAGGCUGCGAAAGCAGAACUGGCGGACCUGUUCCAGCGCAUCGAACAUGUCCGGGAGCGUGCCUUACAAACAGAGCGCAAUAUCACCGAGAUGACGGCGGAUAUCAAGCAGUUGGACAAUACAAAGAAAAAUCUGACAUUGUCCAUGACGGCACUAAAGAGGCUGCAGAUGUUAACCACUGCCUACGAACAACUGCGCGCCCUGAGCAAGACACGGCAAUACCGAGAAUGUGCACAGCUCCUCCAGGCGGUGAUCCAACUUAUGGCGCAUUUCAAGUCAUAUCGCUCGAUUGACCAGAUUGCGACGCUGAGUAGGAAUGUGGCAGAAUUGCAAAGGGAACUGCUCGAACAGGUCUGUGAAGAUUUCGAGAUCAGCUUCACCAAGGAAGAGGUGGCGCAAAAGAGAGGGUUGCUGCACGAGGCGUGCAUGGUUGUGGAUGCUCUUGGUGAUGCAGCCCGGUCGAGACUGAUCACUUGGUACUGCAACACCCAGCUGAGGCAAUACCGGAACAUCUUCAAGGGAGACCAGGAAGCCGGCUCUCUCGACAACAUCGACCGACGAUACGCAUGGUUCAAGAAGACUCUGAAGGUAUACGACGAGGAGCAUGCGGCCAUCUUCCCUUCGCAUUGGCGGGUGAACGAGGUCUUAGCAAACGUGUUUGCCGAAGGGACGAGGGACGACUUCAAAGGCAUCUUGUCCAGGACCACUCGUAACGGGCAGACGAUUGAUGUCAGGCUUCUGCUGUCGUGCCUUCAGCAGACAUUGGAUUUUGAACACAGUCUGGAAAGGAGGUUCAAUCAGACAUCCAGAGCAUCUUUUGACACGACCAUCUCUGCUAGCGAUGUUCCAGUUUUCGGCCAACCUAUAUCGAGUGCUUUCGAGCCCUAUCUGAGUUUAUGGGUCGAAGCCCAGGACAGGGAACUUGCGAGGCUGAUACCACAGUACAAGCAAAGGCCGACGAGGCUCGCAGACGAAGAGUUUUCUUCGCAGCAAGUGAUCGCAUCCUCGACCGAGUUGUUCAAUUUCUACCGUCAUUCAUUGGCGCAAUGUGCAAAGCUAUCAACCGGACAACCCCUACUGGAGCUGUCUCGAGUGUUUGGUCGAUAUCUGGAUCAAUAUGCCCAGCAGGUCCUACUGUUUCAUAUCUCCGAGAAGCCAUCAGGCGGCACCCCCUCGCGGAUCCCGACCGUCGAAGAUGUGAUCCUGGUCCUCAACACCGCCGACUACUGUUUCAACACAUGCAAUUCUCUUGAAGAGAAGAUCAAGAGCCGCAUCGAUGAAAACUUGAAGGACAAUGUUGAUUUGCAAAGUCAAGCGGACGCCUUCAUGGGGAUAGCGAGUGCUGCUGUGCGAGGGCUGGUCAGGCGGGUGGAGGUCGACCUUGAACCCAGCUGGCGGGAAAUGCGGAACACUGCCUGGUCAAAGAUCGAGAGCUGUGAGAACCAAAGCUCCUACAUCACAGGUCUGGAGCACCGCAUCAAAGAAAGAUCGAGCGAAAUCCUGGGUAUGCUUCAUAAGCAACAGUAUGCGCGGGCCUUUGCCGAUAAUCUGGUGGAACUGCUCGCCUCGACCUACAUUUCCAACAUUGCACAAUGCAGGCCCAUCUCAGAGGGCGGCGCCGAACAGAUGCUGCUGGACACGCAUGAGAUCAGGAACACCUUGAGUCACAUACUACCAGGCACGCCUCCGCCACUGUUCCUGAAGCGAGUCACGACUGCAUUCGGCAAAGUUGAGCCGCUAUUGAAGACUCUCCAAGUCAGACCGUCUCCGCCAGAAGCGCUGGUGCAGGCCUAUCUGAUCCAUAUUGCUGAUCUAUCCGAGGUCAAUUUCCGCAAGAUCCUCGAGCUCAAGGGCAUCCGCAACAAAGCGGAACAGAACCAUUUAGUGGAAUUGUUCCAAAUGCACAAGUUCAGCCCCCGGUAUAAGGAUUCGCUGGUGGAACGGUCGCCGCUCCUCACGUCCCUGAACCUCUCGGGCACGGUCUCAGUGAGUAGUGCUGCAUCGUCAACACCAGCUGGAGCUUUGCACAAUCUUUCGGCUCUGGGCAAUUCGGCGGCAGCAUCAUUGAGUACGGCGAACUUACCUGCCAACAUGAAGUUUGAUGCUUCUGGUCUGGGCAAUGCCAUCAUCGAUCGGUUCAGCAGCCCGAGUCUCGGAGGCGCGGCAACACCCAGGGAAGGCGCAUUUAGUCCGCCUCCUGUUGCAGGUCCUGGCCCGGGCAGCAGCAAUUUGGCGCCUGCUGACGGCACAUCGGCGGGAGGCGAAGCCGGGGCCAAGCUGAAUGAAAACCUGAAGAAUCUGGGGAAAUUCUUCAAACGAGACCUGGGCGGGUUUGGAGGCAUCGGUCGCUUUGGCAGCAAGACCUCCGGCCCCGCGACGCCUGAGGAGAAAGUCAACGGCCGGUAG